Molecule: messenger RNA, 2576 nt
Organism: Portunus trituberculatus (swimming crab)
Lineage: Eukaryota; Metazoa; Arthropoda; Malacostraca; Decapoda; Portunidae
Product: dynein intermediate chain 2, ciliary-like
Exons: 14
Coding region: 1-2298 (765 amino acids)
Biological process (GO): cilium movement; outer dynein arm assembly
Cellular component (GO): outer dynein arm
Molecular function (GO): dynein light chain binding; dynein heavy chain binding
Source: RefSeq, a predicted model, not a curated record
AUGGGGCGCUCUAGAUGGACAAGAAAAGACCCUUCCUCCCUGACCACUGCCCCAGGAAGACCCCAGGCCAAGCCACGCCCCAUCGCUGCAGCCGCUGCCGCCGCCGCUGUCGCCUCCAUGCCUGGGCAGUCCUCCUCGCAGACUGGAAGGCGCGCGGCGGCGACCCCUGCCACGCCUCGCCGCAAGGAAAACAACGGCGGUAAACCCACGCCCUCCGCCAGGAUCCAUCGCAUGCGCCUACUGCUGAGGAUGCGUUCAGUGAUAGGUCGCUCUAACGAUGGAGACUUCGGCGACGGGGAGGCGGUAAAGGAGAGCAGCGCGAGAAGUUCCAUUGCCAAGGUUAUGUUCAAACAGCAACCGAUUCGUACACAACAGAGGAAACAGGGCACGCGGGAGCCGGACGUGGUGAUCCGCCUUACUACCUGCAACAAGAGCACGAAGGACGAGGUACAGUACAGCUUCACCACAGGCAAGUAUGAGCCGGUGCAGGAUGAAGACCCCCUGCUGGACCUUCUCACUCUCCCCUCCCGCGUCGUGCACAAGAGUGAGGCGCCCCUGAGUAAACUGCUCAUGCCCACACUACCACCGCCGCCCCCGUCCCCGUCACCAGAGUCUCCAGGGGACUCAGAAGCGGAGGAGGGCGGGGGUGAGUCGUGGCGGCCGGGGGAGACAGGACAGCGCCCACUGUUGCCAAGACCAAGGGCUGACACACAACCUAACCCGUUCAACUUCAGCGAGCGAGUCUCCCAAACCACCAGACUCACCAAAAGAAGCCUGGGUAUACAGACCUCGCCGCCUCCCUCCACCACCUUCUCCCGCUGCGUCGGCCUCUAUAAGAUCUACCAGGCUUACAGGGUCGACUACCAGAAGAUACUAGAGCAGGAGAUGGAGAUGGAGAAGAAGGAGAAGGAGAAGGAAAGAGGGACGACGAAACCAAAAGCGGUCCUGGAUCCCAUCGUGGUGGUGCGGCCCCCGUCCCCGCCGCCGCCACCUGGGAAGCUCGGCGGACCAGAUCUGCGCCUUCCUGGUCUCCUGUGGGCGGCGCGGGUGGUGGAGAGGAUGGUGAGCCAGAACACCUACGAUGACAUCUCUCAGGAUUUCAAGUACUGGGAGGACGGCAGUGAUGAGUUCCGGCAUCUUGAGGGCUCCCUGCUGCCCCUAUGGAAGUUUCACCACGACCGCUCCCGCACAUUCAUCGUGUCAGACGUGUGCUGGAGCCCCGUGUACCCUGACCUCCUCGCUGCCGCCUACACCACAGGGGACAUUGGCGGGCCUGAGGGAGCGGGAAUGUUGUGCCUGUACACGCUGAAGAACCCUGCUACACCUGAGAGAGUCUUCCAUACCCCCUGUGGUGUCCUGUGUCUCGACUUCCACCCCAAGCACGGCAAUGUGGUGGCGGCCGGGUGGAGUGACGGCACAGUGGUGAUGUAUGACGUGAGGUCUUCCACCAGGCCGAUCAUCAUCGCCUCCACCUGCCUUAACGACAAGCACCUGUUGCCAGUCACUCAGGUGCGGUGGAUGGAGACAGAGAUUGGGGAGGACCUGUGCUUCUUCUCGGUGUCACUGGACGGACGCCUCACCCAGUGGACAGUGCACGCCGGCAACCUUCAGUUCAUGCACAUCUUGGACUUCAAUGUGGUGGAGCACCUCAGUGGCAGCGUCCCCGUGCGUGACAAAGUGCCACUCGAAGGAGUGGCGACCUCCAUGGCAUUCCGGCCUGACGAUAUCACGGUGGUGGUGGUUGGCGUGGACACUGGUGUGGUGUUUCAGUGCUCCACCACUUGCCCCACCCACUCCCUAUUUGUGUACCCCGCCCACUCCUCCCCCGUCAGGAAAGUGGCUUGGAACGCCCAUCACACCAGAAUAUUCCUCUCCUGCUCUGUGGACUGGACCAUCAAGAUCUGGCUGCAGCACACCUUGGCACCGUUGGUAGUGCUGGACGUGGGGGGAGCUGUGGCGGGUGUUACCUGGUCACCUUUCAGCAGCAGCGUGUUCGUGGCAGUGACUGAUGAGGGGCGGGUGUACGUGUAUGACCUGUUCUUGCGGCGCUGUCGUCCACUAUGUGUGCAGAGCCUGCUGCAGCGACGGCGCGUGGCAGCCACCUCUGUUGCCUUCAACCCCUUCCACCCCAUUGUUGUGGUGGGCGGCGAGAGGGGCCACCUUGUUGCCCUGAAGCUGUCACCCAACCUGAGGAAGCCACACAAGGAUGCCAAGGGUGCUGACGCCCAGCGUCUGCGUGAACUGGAGCUGUACAAGAUGGAGCGACUUAUUGCCACCAGCAACAACACCUCAGGCUGAGCAACCAUAUCUAGGCCACUGGUCAUGGCAAACACUACUGCUGUGAUCUAUCCACAGCACAGGAAGCCACAGGCACACCUUUGUUGGUGCUGUUGUGAGGCAUCAUAUGUCCUGUGAAGAAUGAGUAGGGCUUGAAAGGCCCUGCAUUGCUGCUGCCUUUCUGUGAACAUUCAUGUUGUGCAAGCUAACAAUAACACAACAUGAGAAGGCAUGUUGGUCACUGACGUGAUGAAAUAAAGCCUUGUUCAAAAUAGCACCAGAAUAAAAGAUAACACAAG